Molecule: messenger RNA, 5678 nt
Organism: Oncorhynchus masou masou (cherry salmon)
Lineage: Eukaryota; Metazoa; Chordata; Actinopteri; Salmoniformes; Salmonidae
Exons: 2
Coding region: 1152-3500 (782 amino acids)
Molecular function (GO): zinc ion binding; nucleic acid binding
Source: RefSeq, a predicted model, not a curated record
UGUCCUGAUCUGUCUUCAGGUUCAGAGGUUCCUCCAGAAAGUUGAGAGAGGAAUACCCCUCUGGAGUUGGAUAGUACUGAGCAACCCUCUCAUCAGAACCUCUUCACCAGAAUAGAAGAUGAAGAUGAAGAGGAUGAUGAGAUUCAAUUCAGAAGAGAGGUGUACUCACUGGACAUACCAGACUACUUAGUUCCCGGAGCACCUGAACACAAUAACACAGAAGUCACUACCUAUUUCCAGAGGCUACUGGGAAGAAAAAGAAGAACAAUAAUACCAAGAAAACAGAGAAAUGUGGAGUGAUGCCAGCUGAGAUUGCAGUGGAGCCUGAGCUGGCUAAGUACUGGGCCCAGCGCUACCGGCUCUUCUCCUGGUUCGAUGAGGGCAUCAAAUUGGAACAAGUUGAGUCACAGAGCAAACAGAACACACACACACACACACUUCAGGAAACACAACCGAUUUCUUCAUACAAGCUCAAGCAGAAAGGGUUAGUGGUUGUUGUAACUUUAAUGUGUUUGAGUUCAUGUUUAAGUUUAUUCUUGGAACUGUAUCUAAAGAUAUUUCUUUAGAUUUAUUUGCAUAUGUAAUUGUAUUGGGUUAUGUUGAAUUACGCUUUUUGACUGAAAGUCCCAGAAUGCCUUGCGAGAGGAAUGAGUGAUAACGCGCCAAUUAUGGGCAGGUGUUUAGUGAUUGUAGCUGACUUUCCGACAGCAUCUUACCUGCAUUGCUCUGUACCAAAACAAUUGUUGUUAAAUGUAACGUGAACCAGUAUUCUUACUAAAAGAAGCUUUCGUAUCAAACCCGACGUCCCGAGUCAUUACUUUGAAGUUAGUUAAUCUAAAAUUUGGUGCCGAAACCCGGGAUAUGAGCUGCGAUGAAGAAGUGGCUGAAAUGGCUGAGGAGGAACAUCGGCAUGAAGCAGAAAGAACGAGACGAAAGCGGGGUACCAUUUGAGGCGCAACAACGCGGAUUUUGGAUCAGAUUGACAUGGAAAUAUCCCAGUCAAAUCCGGAUACCGAUCACUUGAGUACAUUGUUGGAAUUGUCAUCAGAGAAGGAGGACAGUUUGUUUGGUCGUGGAAUUGAACAGUAACGCCAUUGGACGGAUUCGAGGCAGAGAUUGCAUGCACGGAGGAUUACAAAGAACGCAUUAUCAUGCUGAAGAGCUGUGCACAAAGAGUGAUAACGAAGAAACAGGACGUCAAUCCACUACCAGCCCGGGUGAGUGACGCUAACUCAGUAAGGCUACCGAAGUUGAUUAUUGAGAAAUUCUAUGGAGAUGUCAGUAUGUGGCAGGAGUUUUGGAGCCAGUAUGAGACUGCUAUUCACAACAAUGAUUCACUGUGUAAAAAAGAGACGUUUAUCUAUCUGAAAACAUAUCUCACUGGACCAGCUGCAAAGGCAGUAGCAGGACUGAUGUUAACAGACAGUAACUAUGAUAAUGCAAUCACGCUACUCAAGAGCAGAUUUGGAAGGAAAGACCUUGUGAUUAGUGCUCAUAUGUCAAAGCUGCUGAAUCUCACACCUGUGAAGAAAUCCUCUGAUCUAAAUGCAUUGAGGCAGCUAUAUGAUGAAUGUGAAAUUCAGAUUAGGAGCUUGGAAUCACUGGGUGUAGUGUCAGAAACCUAUGGAAGUCUACUAUGCCCAAUCUUACUACAGAUGAUUCCAGAGGACAUAGCUCUUGACUAUAGUCGUCAGAGGGGAGAAGAUGAUGAAUGGAAAGUGUCUGAGAUUAUCAGUUUCCUACAGAAAGAGGUUCAGAGCAGGGAGAGAGCGCUACAAAUGACAAGAUCAUACAACCAACAGAAAGAGAGCAAACCAUGGAACAAGUCAUGCUUCUUCAAUGAAAUGAAAACAAAAAGACCCAACAUGCCCUCUGCUGCAGCACUGCAUACAGCCAGCCAGAAGGAACAACAAACGUGUCUAUUUUGUGACAGUGCAGACCACAAAUCAGAAAACUGCCCUGACUCCAAUAUUGCUACACGCAAAGCGAAACUAAAGAACAUGGGAAGAUGCUUUGUAUGUUUAGGACAGAGACACAUAGCACAAUUCUGUAAAGUCAAAGAUGUGUCAUGUGCAACAUGUGGAAGCAGACAUCACAUUGCGGUGUGUACCAGUAAGGGGAGUGAGGUGCAACCCCCUACUGUUUCUGUAGAUGCUGUUGUUUCCUCAGUUAUUCCCCAUUCAGUGAAGAUGAAACCAGAUGGACAGAACACUGUGUUGCUACAAACGGCAAAGGCAUGGAUAGAAGGCCCAUCGGGCAGGAAGAUAGCUCGUUGCUUACUAGAUGGAGGCAGUCAGAGAAGCUUCAUACAUGAAAACCUUGUGAAGGGCUUGAAGCUACCAGUAAUCAGACAAGAGGCACUCACUCUUCACAUGUUUGGCUCCUCUGCCCCAGCAACGUCCCAACGCAACACAGUGAAAGUCAUCUUGGAGAAUGUCUGGGACAAACAGCAGAGAAUAGAGAUAGAGGCAAUUGAAACCCCACAAGUGUGCACAGCUGUGAUGAAGGUUCCUGGUGAACGGAUUCAGCAUGAGCUCAGUAAAAGGGGACUGCAGCUCGCAGACUUUCCAGGAGAUGACAAUGAUCCUGAACUCUCUGUCCUGAUAGGAGCAGAUUACUACUGGCAGAUAGUAUCAGGCAGAGUGGAGCGACUGACGGAGACGCUAGUUGCUUUAGAGAGCACCUUUGGAUGGUCGGUGCAGGGACCCGUGUCCAUGUCAAGUGUCGCCGAGGCAACCUGCAUGUUCAUCCCACUUGAUGAAGACACACUAGUCUCCAAGCAACUGCACGCAUUCUGGGAGGUUGAGUCUCUGGGUAUUCUAAGCGAGAAAACACAGAACUCAGAGGAAAACGAGGCUCUACAAAGGUUUGAGGAAACAACCACCUUCAAAGAUGGGCGAUACCAUGUGGAGUUGCCAUGGAAACGAGAAAUGCCAGAACUCCAAGACAACUAUAGAAUCUCCAAGAAACGGUUUGAAGGUCUGAAGAAAAGACUGAAGAAGGAUGUGACGUUGUACAGCAGAUCCAAUGAAGUAGUAGAAGACUACUUACAACAAUAUAUGGCAGCGGACGUGCCCAAGGACAACGCAUCAAGUGCAGACAGAGUAAAAUACUACUUAUCUCACCAUGCAGUACUCCGAGAAGAUAAGGUGACGACAAAACUGAGAGUGGUGUUUGAUGCCUCGUCCCAUGAAGAUGGCUGUCCAUCUCUCAAUGACUGUCUACUCACAGGACCGAACCUGAAUCCGGAUCUGCUCAGCAUUCUGAUAAAGUUCAGACUACAUGAGAUCGCAUUCAUGGCAGACAUCAAGAAAGCUUUCCUGCAGAUAUCCCUAGCAGAGAGAGACAGAGACGCCGUGAGAUUUCUAUGGCUCACUGGCCCACCAAGGGGAGAAAAUGAAGAGGAGCUGCAUGUGCUGAGGAUGAAAAGAGUGGUUUUUGGAGCUUCCCCAAGUCCAUUUUUGCUGGCAGCUACAAUCAGGAAGCACCUGAAACAAUAAGAAACAGAACAACCAGAAGUUGUAGAGAUGCAAUGAAGUCAUCUACGUAGAGUGACUCUCUCAGUAAGUUCACGCAAUGUUGAAGAGGCUUACCUUGUGACAACAACUGCAAAGCGAAUGCUGUCGAUUGCAGGCAUGGACCUCUGCAAAUGGAUGACCAAUUCUCCUGAAUUGAAAACAAAAUGGGAGGAGAGUACGACAACUGACCACCCGUUGACGUUACAAACACAAGGAUUAGUGCUGAAGGUUUUAGGUUUCGUAUGGAGGCCGGAAACGGAUGACUUUGUGUUUGACCUCAGGCCGUUACUGAGCAUUCUGAGGCAAAAGGAAAACACAAAGAGAAGUGUCUGCAGUCGUCUGCACAUAUCUUCGACCCUCUUGGUUUAUUAACUCCCUUCACCUUCAGGAUCAAGUGCAUGUUCCAGGAAAUGUGGGAGAAGGAACUCAGCUGGGAUGAAGAAUUACCAUCUGAUCUGACACGAGAAUGGCAACAGUGGUGUUCAGAACUACCCCAGUUACACCAGCUCACCAUACCAAAGUGGUACAGAACAGACAUGCGGCCACAGAAUAACCACACCCUGAAACUACACGUGUUCUGUGAUGCAAGUGAAAGGGCUUACUGUGCAGUAGCUUACUUGCAAGGUGAGUCACAAGACACUGAAACAAGUCUAGUCGCAUCCAAGUCCAGGGUAGCCCCACUUAAGAAAAUGACGCUGCCACUCCUGGAGCUCAUGGGAGCUGUGAUUGGAGCGAGACUAGCAAACAACUUGAUGACCACACUGACAAUGGAAGAAAAACAGAUCAAAAUGUGGACAGACUCGAUGAUUGUGCUGCAUUGGAUUUGCAGCUCAGCUCAGAAAUGGAAACAGUUUCUUGCGAACAGAGUGACGGAGAUCCAGUCCUUGACCAAUCCAGAGUCAUGGUCACAUAUUGAAGGGAAAACUAAUCCAGCUGACCUACCUACAAGAGGACAAACUGUUCGAAACUUGACACAGAGCGAGCUAUGGUGAAAUGGACCCAGAAUUCUGACAUCACCCAAUCAGUCCGAAGAGACUGAUGAUAACAAGGUUCCGGAAGAGGUGAAUAUAGAACUCAAGUCCAGUUGCCAGGUUACUGUACAACUCGCAGCAAACAGCACAGACAGCACUGAACCUGUGUUGGAGCUUGAAAGGUACAGCACACUGAAAAGAGUGUUCAGAGUCACCGCCUGGAUAAAGAGAUUCAUAGCCAAUGCUCGUACAACCAUAAAGAUGCAAGGUGAACUGACUGCUGACGAACUGUUCGAUGCAGAAAAGUACUGGAUUAAGGUAAAACAACAACAAAGUUUCGGACAGGAGAUCAAACUACUGAAGGCAGGAAAAAGCCUAAACAAUGACUGUAAAAUCAGAGAACUGAAACCUUUCCUGGACGAACACGAACUGCUCAGUGUAGGAGGAAGGCUGCAACAGUCCAACUUCACAUUCAGAGAGCAGCACCCAUGGGUUCUGCCCAAUAAGUCCAGAUACUCAGAAAUGCUGAUACAGUACCACCAUGAGAAGGUGAUGCAUUCUGGAGCAAGAGACACUAGUACAAAUCAGAGAGCGAUACUGGAUCUUGAGUGCUAGGCAGCUAGUCAAGAGCACAGUGGCAAGAUGUAUAGUGUGCAAGAGGUUCAAGGCAAGGGCCGGACAGCAGGUCACUGCGCCUUUACCAAAACACAGAAUAACUGAAUCCCCACCAUUCGAAGUCACAGGUAUGGAUUUUGCAGGACCGCUCUAUGUGAAAGAAAAUGGUUCUGUGAAGAAGUCAUACAUUGCACUGUUCACUUGUGCUGUAACCAGAGCAGUGCAUUUGGAACUGGUCUCAGAUCAGCCAACAGAGACAUUCCUGUUAGCUCUAAAAAGAUUCAUCUCAAGGAGAGGAUUAUGCAAGGUAAUCUACUCAGACAAUGCAAAAACGUUCGAGAGCUGAUCAGGACUUGAAAGAGCUGUGAAAGGCAAUCGAAGAGCCCCAACUCUUGGCGUUCUUCUCAGAAAGGGGCAUCACCUGGAGGUUCAUCGCAGAGCGAGCAGCCUGGUGGGGCGGAUUCUGGGAAAGACUCGUCAGGUCAGUAAAAACAUGCCUGCGAAAGGUUCUUGGGAGAGCUUCACUUAAUUUUGAAGAGAUGUGCACAGUCCUGACAGAGGUUGAAGCUAUCUU